AUGGAAAAUUUAGAUAUCAAAUCGAUAUUCGCUAAUAAGUAUUAUGGAACUCCAUUAAUGCCUACUAAUUUGGGGGAGUUGGUGUUCUAUUUGCGACUUCAAUUUGGAUUAUUUCUCCACAAUUCACAGAUAUGGUUAACUACUACUUAUUUGCAAUCAUAUGAAUUUCCUUUUAAUUACCUUGUAUUACUUCGAGAUGUAUUUCUAUUAUAUAUAGUGACUCAUAAACUCUUAGAAAUAUGGACUCAUGUAAGAGGGAUUGGGGUUUAUGGCACGUUUCAUGAGUUAUUUAAUGAUGUUAGAAAGAGAGUUUAUAGUAUUAUAUUUCUGUUCCCUCCAAUAAGACAUAAAGUUGAAAAGGAAUUAGCUGAAGUUGUAGCUAAAAUGGAAAAGGAAAUUAUUAAGAAUGAUGAUGAGUUACUUCAACUUGCUGAAAUUCCUGAGCAAGGGUUAGAUUCUAAAUUGGUUUUGAAAGAAUUGGAUAAGUUACAGGAUUUAAAACAUACAGAAUGGGCUAAUGGAAGAGUCAGUGGAGCUGUUUAUCAUGGAGGUGAAGAUUUACUCGAAUUACAAUCAUCAGCGUAUUAUAAAUACUCGGUAGCUAAUCAACUUCAUCCAGAUGUCUUUCCUGGAGUUCGUAAGAUGGAAUCUGAAAUAGUAUCAAUGGUUCUUGAUAUAUUUAAUGCACCCACAAGUGCAUGUGGAAGUACUACUCUGGGAGGUACAGAAUCUUUAUUAUUAACUGGUUUGGCAGCCAGAGAAUAUGGAAAAAGAUUUAAAGGUAUUACAUCACCAGAAGUCAUUGCCCCAGUUACAAUUCAUGCUGGUAUUGAAAAGGCUUGUUAUUAUUUUGGUAUGAAACUCCAUAAAGUUGAUGUUGAUCCUAAAACAUUUAAAGUUGAUUUAAGUAAAGUCAAACGAUUAAUUAAUGGUAAUACUGUAUUAUUAGUUGGAUCAGCUCCUAAUUUUCCUCAUGGUAUUAUUGAUGAUAUUGAAGGGCUUUCCAAAUUAGCAGUUAAGUAUAAAAUUCCACUUCAUGUAGAUGCUUGUUUAGGUUCAUUUAUAGUUUCUUUCUUGGAAAGAAGUAAAGUUCACGGAGAUCUUGUUAUUCCCAAAUUCGAUUUUAGACUUGCUGGCGUUACAUCGAUAUCGUGUGAUACUCAUAAAUAUGGUUUUGCUCCUAAGGGUUCAUCUAUUAUCAUGUACAGAGAUCCUAAAUUACGUGAAUGUCAAUAUUAUAUUCUGAGUGAUUGGACAGGAGGUAUGUAUGGAUCACCAACGCUUGCAGGUUCAAGACCAGGAGCGUUAAUGGUUGGAUGUUGGAGUACAUUAAUUAAUAUAGGUAAAGAAGGUUAUGAAAAGUCGUGUAAAGAGAUUGUAAGUACAUCGAUGCAAUUCAAAAAGGUUUUAAAGCAAGAUGAAACUUUUCAAAAGUAUUUUGAAGUCAUUGGAGAUCCUAUUGCUUCGGUGGUAUCAUUUAAAUUUAUUGAUUCUAAAAAGUUUAACAUUUACGAUUUAGGAGAUAUAAUUGGUAAAAGAGGAUGGCAUUUUUCUGCUUUACAAAAUCCUGCUGCUUUACAUUUUGCCUUUACCAGAUUGACAAUUCCAGUUUUAGAUGAUUUAAUUACUGAUUUACGUGAAUCAUUAUUAGAGUAUACUAAUAAGUUGUCAGUAGAGAAUACGAAUAUUAAGCCAACAGGUGAAGUGGCUGCCUUAUAUGGGGUAGCAGGUAGUGUAAGCACUCGAGGUUUAGCAGACAGAUUAAUCGUUGCCUUUAUCGAUACCUUAUAUAAAGUAUAG
Molecule: messenger RNA, 1800 nt
Organism: Scheffersomyces amazonensis
Lineage: Eukaryota; Fungi; Ascomycota; Pichiomycetes; Serinales; Debaryomycetaceae
Product: sphinganine-1-phosphate aldolase
Exons: 1
Coding region: 1-1800 (599 amino acids)
Biological process (GO): carboxylic acid metabolic process; sphingolipid catabolic process
Cellular component (GO): endoplasmic reticulum
Molecular function (GO): sphinganine-1-phosphate aldolase activity; pyridoxal phosphate binding
Source: RefSeq, a predicted model, not a curated record